AUGUCUUCCUCUGCACAUUGUUUCGGGACCAACUUCCUUGGGCGCCUUAAAAGCCCCAUCUGUAGCUCCAAUGCUGAGCAAGAUGACCACCAUCUGCCCAAGUUUGAGCCCUUUGGGGAGGAUGUGGCAGUGCCCCGUGGACCCUCCAGUGAUGGUACAAGAUAAAUAGAAUAAGUGUUGGGAGUGUGUGUGUGUGUGUGUGUGUGUGUGUGUGUGUGUGUGUGUGUGUGUGUGUGUGUGUGUGUGUGUGUGUGUGUGUGUGUGUGUGUGUGUGUGGUAAGUGAGUGAGUGAGUAAGUGAGAAAGAGAGCGUGAACGAGUGAAUUCUGUGUAAGCCAUAAGUAAGUGAUCAUAUUAAAUCUGUGUAAUCACAUUAAAAUACAACAACAAAAAAUUGCUGCACCCCUUCUUACCCAAGUCCUUGGCCGUCUAUAAUAAAUAACAUCAACACACAUUAAUUACACAGCAAAUAUAUAUGAACACAGUGUUUAAUGAACACUGAAACCGCUGAGUCUGUGGGCACAUAUAAAUUAACACACUGCUUUGUGUAAUGCCUUAUUCAAAUAUUUCCCAGAGUGCUUUGCCUUUCAAGUAAAUUGUAGAGUUACCACUCAUGAUUGCAUUUGUUAGUGACAGAGACACGGUUGUUGCAUUCAAUCGUUUUUGGUCUUAGGGACUUCACCACUUGAGAUAUAUAUAUAAGACCUUAUGAAAAACAUAUUGUAUUGUGUUAUAUAUAUUUUGAGGGCCUAGUAUUACCCUAAUACUAUUGAUGUUACGUUUGAUGCCGGAGCUCCGAGGCAUGCUCCGUAAUCUUUAAGCAUUGUACUUUGAAGUAGUGUGCCGAUGCCUGUAUCACUUUAUCAGAAGCACUUGAUCAAUGACGUCUGAAGAAUCGUUUUGUCAAACAACGACCUGAUUGGUUUGAUAUUGGUUUGGUGAAAGACAAAAAGGCUACGCUGCCCACAUCAAUAAUAAUUUGGCUGCUCUAAAUUAUUUUGACCAGCAGGUGCCACUAGUGUACUCUAUGUUGAUCGAAGCCUAGAGUAAUUAACCCAUUUGACACAAUUUGCUGGAAAACCUCAAUGAUUCAGGAAGCUUUGUUUCCCCAUCACUAUCACAUCGUUAUCAGGUUUUUCAGCAUGCUCUGUUGCAGGUGAAUUUUUUGAAUUGUUUGUUUCAAUGUCUAUGUUUGUGUAUUGAUUGACUGAUUCAUUCAUACUUUUUUUUAAAUUCCAAAAGUUGGUUAUCCCCACCGUGGCUGUAUUCCAAUAGGAAUUGUACAUCACCUUGCAAGCCAGCAUAAUGUGACUUGCAUCCCAGAUGUGGCCUGUAAACCAUGAGUUUCAGGAUUAGAUUUCCUACAGCAGGGUUGCCCAACCCUGUUUCUGGAGAGCUACCCUCCUGUAGGUUUUCGCUCCAACCCCAGGUGUUACUAACCUGAUUCAUCUUAUCAACCUGCUAAUUAUUAGAAUCAGGUGUGUUAGAUUAGGGUUGGAGCAAAAACCUACAGGACGGUAGCUCUACAUGAACAGGGUUGGGCAGUCCUGUCCUAAAAGGUUACAAACGCUUGUCACUGUAGUGCAGGGUUCUUCAAUUCCGGUCCUGGAGGGCCGAAACGCUUCUGUUUUUUAUUUGUACCUGGUAGUUAAUUGCACUCACCUUGUGUCCCAGGUCUGAAUUAGCCCCUGAUUAGAAGGAGAGGAUGGAAAACAGAGGUGUUUCGGCCCUCCAGGACCGGAAUUGAAGAACCCUGCUGUAGUGGUACCCUGUAAGGCAGGGGUGUCAAACUCAUUCCAUGGAGGGCCUAGUGCCUGCUGGUCUUUGGUUUUUCCUUUCAAUUAAGACCUAGACAACCAGGUGAGGGGAGUUCCUUACUAAUUAGUGACCUUACUUCAUCAAUCAAGUACAAGGGAAAAGCAAAACCCACAGAUUAUUGGCCUGCCGUGGAAUGAAUUUGACAUGCGCUGUAAGGUCAUCCUGUGUACAUUCAGUUAUAAGUCCAUAAUUGGUAGGCAGGUAGCCUAGUGGUUAAGAGCGUUGGGCCAGUAACCAAAAGGUUGCUGGUUUGAAUCCCUGAGCCAACUAAGUGAAAAAUGUGCUGUUGAGCAAGGCACUUCACCCUAAUUGCUCUGGAUAAGAGCGUCUGCUAAAUGACUUAAAUAAAAAAUUGAAUUGUACCCCAGCUCAUACCUCAGGUUUGCAAAAUUCAGUUGACUUUGAAAAAACUCUAAAAUGAUGUUGGAGGUGAUUUAUGGAAGAGAAAUGAACAUUCAAUAUUCUGACAACAGCUCUGGUGGACAUUCCUGCAGUCAGCAUGCCAAUUGCAUGCUUCCUCAAAACUUGAGACAUCUGUGGCAUUGUGUUGUGUGACAAAAGUGCACCUUUAUUGUCCCCAGCAUAAGGUGCACCUGUGUAAUGAUCCUGCUGUUUAAUCAGCUUUUUGAUAUGCCACACCUGUCAGGUGGAUGGAUUAUCUUGGCGAAGGAGAAAUGCUCACUAACAGGGAUGUAAACAAAUUUGUGCACAAAAUCUGAUAUGCCACACCUGUCAGGUGGAUGGAUUAUCUUGGCGAAGGAGAAAUGCUCACUAACAGGGAUGUAAACAAAUUUGUGCACAAAAUCUGAUAUGCCACACCUGUCAGGUGGAUGGAUUAUCUUGGCGAAGGAGAAAUGCUCACUAACAGGGAUGUAAACAAAUUUGUGCACUAAAUCUGAUAUGCCACACUUGUCAGGUGGAUGGAUUAUCUUGGCGAAGGAAAUGCUCACUAACAGGGAUGUAAACAAAUUUGGCCACAAAAUCUGAGAGAAAUACGCUUUUUGUGUGUAUGGAACAUUUCUGGAAUCUUUUAUUUCAGCUCAUGAAACAUGUUGUGUUUAUAUUUUUGUUCAGUUUAUAUAUAUAUUUUUUAAUGAUAACAUAUUCUCUUGGAAUCUCACUUAUAACACCCACAUGACUGAAACUGGAUGAAUGCAACAACAAUGUCUCUGUCACUAACAAAUACAGUCAUGGGUGGUAACUGUACAAUUUACUCAAAAGGCAAGGCACUCUGGGAAAUAUUUGAAUAAGGCUUUAGACUAAGCAUUGUGUUCAUUUAACUCUGCUCCGGUGUCAAUAUUGGUCCACAGACUCAACACUUUCUGUGUUGAUUUAACACUCCCAGUGUUCAAUUAUUUAAAAAAUUACUGCUGUGUAGGCCCACAGGUUUGUUGUGUGCCAACUCUGCUCGGUCGAGGUCAGCAGAAAUCCUUGUUCCCAUUUUGACUUCACACUCAGACCUGACGUCCUCAAAAGCAAAACAUUUAAUUUCUCUGUGUUAAAUAAAGAUUUAAAACGCAGCUGUCCAUUUUGGCACAAUGUGGUGUGAGAAACGGCACUGUUUCUCCUGAGGGAAAUAAUGGAACUUUUGAACGUUCAGUCUUGCUGAGGCCAGGAGUUUGAAAUACACAACGACCGGUUGUUUGUCUGCUCAACCUGGGCACCAACAUGGCUGGGCAUGCCGCUGCCAAUCCAAUGGAGACAUUCCCCUCAGACACACUCCCCCUAGGUCUCUGCUAAAGCAAAAGCGUGUCUCAGGACACGUCCAUCUCUGUCCAAAACAAAGUCGCUGGUACAGUGAGGCUUCCAUUUGAUUACCCUGGGGAAAGUGUGGUUGGUUGCAUAUAAUUAUUUCAGAAAAUGAACAAUGACUCAGACGCUAUUCAUUGAUGACAAUGUAUACCAGCUUUAAGAUUCAAAGCAAUCUUAUCAUCCCUUAAAUUGGUCCAAUCACAGCUCAUGUGUGGAGAGUGCUCUAGAGCAAAAUGGCUGCCAUGCCUCAACCAGGUGGGCUGCUACACAAUAGUGAUGGAUGGGAGUGAGUUACCCAUACAAAGUAAAUUACUGUGAGAUUUAAAGGGAUAGUUCACUUCUUUGAUGUUUUUUAAAACAUUUUCAUCUUUGUGUUGUCGUUUCAUCCAAACCAUUUUUUUAUUUACUACCUGGAUAUUUAAACAUAAUUGUUUUGUCUGUGAUCUCCUUAUUUGCAGCCGCCUUAAAAUGUGUGAGUGUGGACAUGAUGCAAAAUGAGAACAAGAGGGACCACCACUGUCACUUGUACGAAGGCAAAAACAACAUUCUAAUCGUCCGUAGGGCCCAGGAGUUUAAGAUGAACCUCCAUUUCAACCAGCCUGUAAAACCCAGCGACAAAUUUCAGAUUGAGUUUUACAUUGGUAAGAAGUUUUUACACAUUUCCACCAAUGUACUAUAAAUUCCUUUCUGCUGGGUAAAAAUGGCAUUACAUGUAUUGUUUGAAUUCACUGAGGGUGAUCUAUUAAUUACAGUGUUCACAAUUUGGUAAUAGUUUUAAUGAGAGGAGUUGGUGUUUCAGAGGCGAAGGUGCAUCUCAAUAAUACAAUUGUUCCUCCCCUAGUCUCCUCUCCAUCAUCUGUGUUUAGCCUCUGUAGCCAAUUAGAACCACUAAUUGAUAAAAGUGCCAGGUUGAAACGAAAACAGACAAUUGACGUGUUCCAUCUAAACGUCUGUAACAUCUAUUGAUAGUAAUCACACUUCGGAAGAAGGGUGUAAAAUAUGGACUUGUCCAGGAUCUCUCUCUGAGGAGGGGGCGUACAAUGACAGAGUGCUCUUUGAUGAGUGUCAGCCCAUGUGUCAAACAGCAAAUCAAAUACUUCCAAUUAGCAUGAUCAAGCGCUGGAAACCAAAUAGUCCAUUGACGGUUUACCAUCAGAUCAUUAGCCGCAUGUAAUUACCAGUGUUAGAAGACACACACAUUAUACUGUAUGCUUACAUCAUACUGAGACGGGAAUUGAUGAAAAGAGUUGCCGCUCUAUGUGCUCGAUUCAACCCAUAUGGCGGAAGUUCCGUGGUAUAGCGCGAUUGAAAUGUAAAGAUCAUUUCCGAUUGAGCCGACAUAUGCAGCGUUUACUGUGAAUGCACUCACCGCGAAGGCGCUAUACCGCGUAACUUCUGCGAUACGGAUUGAAUCGAGCCCUAGGUUUUAGUGUCAGUUACAAAACUGAAAUAUGCCCACUAAGGACUGUAUGUGCAUCUACAGCAGCUUACUAGAAGCAGCCUAGCAAUCCAUCUGCAGUUAAUGGUUUGCAGUGGUGUGAAGUAACUAAGUAAAAAUACUUUGAAGUACAACUUUUUCAGGUAUCUGUACUUUUGUAAAUUAUGUCUGAGUGUUGGACGUGUGCCCCUGGCUGUACUUAAGUACAUUUAAAACCAGAUACUUUUAGACUUUUAUUCAAGUAUUGUUUUACUGGGUGACUUUCACUUUUACUUGAGUCCUUUUCUAUUAAGGUACCUUUACUUUUACUCAAAUAUAAUAAUGUAGUACUUUUUGGUGAUGGCUGAUGGUUUGUUGCAUUCCAGGUAAUCUUUAUUGCAGUCGUGGUGCACAGACUAGCGCCUAUCUUCUGUAAUGUUGUUGUGAUAUUGAGCAGACCUCGACUUGUGUUGGUUGAUGCACUGUUCACUCAACAACUAAACAGUUUUUUUGGUAGCACUUUAUUUUACAGUACAGAAAAUUAUAAGGUAUUAUUCUUUUUUUAAACACGGUAACAUAAUAAUAACACAGUAAUAACUUAUGAUUUACUUGCUUUGUUUCUUCAAACUCAUUAAAACAAGUAACGACUUGGUACCAUUUGUUACCGACUGGGGUUAAUUAUUUUAAGAAAGUACCAGAAAGUAUAAAUUGUUAACACAUAACGUCAUAUUAAAUACUAAGAUAGUACCAGUGGAAACAUGAGUGUCUGCAUGUGUUGACGUUUCCCCUGUCAUGUCACCUUCUCCCUCAGGUAUCGAUACCAACGUGAUGAAUGGUACAAAGAUCAUCAUAUCCUUUGAUAGCUCAAGAAAUGGGAAGUGGACCGGCCGCAUGAUACAGAAACUAGGGGACAAGUGCGUGGUGGGCAUCACCCCUUCCGCGAGCGCCAUCAUCGGAAAGUACUACACGAAUGUGGCGGUCAUCGGUUCCAAUGGAAUCUCCAGGACACCAAAGGACCCCAGAACUGACUUCUACCUCCUGUUCAACGCCUGGGCGUUCAGUGAGUGGAAUUUUUUGUUGUUAUUUUUUUACCCAGGACCAAGUUGGUUCUCCUCUGAGGAUGGCUUAAGGUAAAUCAUGUCAAACCAUGUGUUUUUGGAAUACUUCACAUGUGAUGAUAUUUCACAUAAAGUUUCACAUGUGAAUUUUCAUACGAUCACAUAACCUUUCACAUGUAGUUUAACAUUUUGAAGGAGUGUCCACAUACUUUUGUAUAUAUAGUGUAUUUGACACACUUUGACAGACAUCAUUCCAUUCUGUAUGUUUAUACAUUAAUUGUAAUUCACCACAUCCUCGUUGGGGUUUGAAUUCACAACCUUUUGGUUCACAGUAGUCCGAUCUUCCUGCUACGCCAACAUGUCUGUGUCAAUUAAUGAUUUCACCUGUAUUCCUACACUUUGGACUUAAGUAAAGUAAACCUAAGCUUUGUUAAAAAUACGCUCAAGAAAAAUAAGUACAUUUAUCAUAGUGAUUCAGGAGUAACAUUAAAACAGAGUAAUAUGCCCCACCAACAUUAGACAACUAUACAGAAAACCCCUCAAAUUGCUGAAAUAAGUAAAUGGAAUAAAUGAUGAGAGAAUAGUCAGAUUAACAGUUAACUAAAAUAGAAGUGCAGAUGGCACUCUUUUGCCAAGUGGAGAGAUGUACAGUAUUAUAGGUAAUGAAUGUGUAAAGGAAUGCUACAGACUUUGUGUUGCAGCAGAACGAUCAGCAUAUCCCAAAUCCAGAGGUUGUGAGUUCAAAUUCCAGGUGGGGUCAUAUUGAAAAGUCAGUACUAAGUGAUUAUGUCAAAUGGAAUUAUAUGUUUUAUACUAUUUUAGCAGAACAGCGUACCACUUACUUUAAAACCCCCAUAUAAUUUCAAUCCCUUAUAAAAACUACUUGUGAAAUGUGCAGUUUCACAUUUGAAAAUCGUAUUUCUACAGGAGAAAUCACAUUUUUACUUAGCUGAACUUUUCACAUGUAAAAAAAGACCAUAUGUGAAACUGCAAAAAAAAAAAAAAAAAUGCACCACCUUUUCACAUAAGGAGAAUUCACAUGUAAAAAUGUGUAGGUUUUUCAUUUGCAGUUUCACAUAUGGUAUCUCUUUUUUUUAUGCAACAUUUUCAGUUUUUUUUAACCAUAUGUUCACAUUUAUUCAAUUUAGAGUUCACGUGUUAACACCAUCUUCUCAUAUGUGUGGAGAAUAACAUGUUUUCACCUCACAUGUGAAAAUCGAAUUUGCACUUUUGUUUUUCAAUUUCGCAUGUGAAAAACUGUGUUGAAAUUUUGUUUAUUUAUUUCACAUGAGAUCAUGUUUUCACAUGUAGUUUCAUUUUAUCACGUUUCUUCUGAUACAUGCACACACACACUACAAGUUAAUGUAUUUUCCGUUAUGUGUCAGACCCCAGUAAGACUAUCUGUCGCCAUUGGCGUCGGCUAAUGGGGAUCCUAAUAAAUCAAAUAGGAAAUAUUUUAUAUGUUGUCAAAUGUUAUCACAUUAACUUCACAUGCAAUCACGAAAAAAUUAAUGUGGUUUUUGUGUAAGGGACAUUAUUAAAAUGAACACUGACUACAGUGGGGGAAAAAAGUAUUUAGUCAGCCACCAAUUGAGCAUGUUCUCCCAAUUAAAAAGAUGAGAGAGGCCUGUAAUUUUCAUCAUAGGUACACGUCAACUAUGACAGACAAAUUGAGAGAAAAAAUUCCAGAAAAUCACAUUGUAGGAUUUUUAAUGAAUUUAUUUGCAAAUUAUGGUGGAAAAUAAGUAUUUGGUCACCUACAAACAAGCAAGAUUUCUGGCUCUCACAGACCUGUAACUUCUUCUUUAAGAGGCUCCUCUGUCCUCCACUCAUUACCUGUAUUAAUGGCACCUGUUUGAACUUGUUAUCAGUAUAAAAGACACCUGUCCACAACCUCAAACAGUCACACUCCAAACUCCACUAUGGCCAAGAUUAAAGAAACAAAAUUGUAGACCUGCACCAGGCUGGGAAGACUGAAUCUGCAAUAGGUAAGCAGCUUGGUUUGAAGAAAUCAACUGUGGGAGCAAUUAUUAGGAAAUGGAAGACAUUCAAGAACACUGAUAAUCUCCCUCGAUCUGGGGCUCCACGCAAGAUCUCACCCGUGGGGUCAAAAUGAUCACAAAAACGGUGAGCAAAAAUCCCAGAACCACACGGGGGGACCUAGUGAAUGACCUGCAGAGAGCUGGGACCAAAGUAACAAAGCCUACCAUCAGUAACACACUACGCCGCCAGGGACUCAAAUCCUGCAGUGCGAGACGUGUCCCCCUGCUUAAGCCAGUACAUGUCCAGGCCCAUCUGAAGUUUGCUAGAGUGCAUUUGGAUGAUCCAGAAGAGGAUUGGGAGAAUGUCAUAUGGUCAGAUUAAACCAAAAUAUAACAUUUAGGUAAAAACUCAACUCGUCGUGUUUGGAGGACAAAGAAUGCUGAGUUGCAUCCAAAGAACACCAUACCUACUGUGAAGCAUGGGGGUGGAAACAUCAUGCUUUGGGGCUGUUUUUCUGCAAAGGGACCAGGACGACUGAUCCGUGUAAAGGAAAGAAUGAAUGGGCCAUGUAUCGUGAGAUUUUGAGUGAAAACCUCCUUCCAUCAGCAAGGGCAUUGAAGAUGAAACGUGGCUGGGUCUUUCAGCAUGACAAUGAUCCCAAACACAAGGCCCAGGCAACGAAGGAGUGGCUUUGUAAGAAGCAUUUCAAGGUCCUGGAGUGGCCUAGCCAGUCUCCAGAUCUCAACCCCAUAGAAAAUCUUUGGAGGGAGUUGAAAGUCCGUGUUGCCCAGCGACAGCCCCAAAACAUCACUGCUCUAGAGGAGAUCUGCAUGGAGGAAUGGGCCAAAAUACCAGCAACAGUGUGUGAAAACCUUGUGAAGACUUACAGAAAAUGUUUUACCUGUGUCAUUGCCAACAAAGGGUAUAUAACAAAGUAUUGAGAAACUUUUGUUAUUGACCAAAUACUUAUUUGCAAAUAAAUUCAUAAAAAAUCCUACAAUAUGAUUUUCUGGAUUUUUUUUCCUCAUUUUGUCUGUCAUAGUUGCCGUGUACCUAUGAUGAAAAUUACAGGCCUCUCUCAUCAUUUUAAGUGGGAGAACUUGCACAAUUGGUGGCUGACUAAAUACUUUUUUCCCCCACUGGAAAUAAGUGUCAGACAUCUAUGGGUCUGCUCAGUAACAUCCCAGGGAAUUCACUGCCCCAAUGUAUGUGUAAUUUUUUACAUGCUGUAAGGAGCCGUUUGGAGUAUUCGGAGAGUGGAACAUUAGCUGUAUGCAAGCUAAGACUGCGACACGAAUAUUCAAUGAUGAACAUCCCAUUCUCAUCCUUACAUUCGUCCCCCUCCCUCUAAGAAAUGUCUUCAUUUCAUGAAUUCAACACUAUACUUGUUUAGGAAAAAGAAAAUUGGAACAUUUCAAUGUUUAAUUUGUUGAUACAUGAUGAUACAAAACAAAUCUGACAGUCAAGAGAUAGCCUGCAUGAAAAGCAUGGUUUGAUUCACACACAAACAAAAUGCAGUUACUUUUUAUUUAUUUUUUAACAGCUCCAGUUAAACACAAAAUGCUACUGACAAAAUACGAAAUAUCAAUAGCCAAUACACCAACAGUGUAAAUGUGAGUGACCACCUUGAUUUGGUCUUAUGUAGCAACAUUUGAAAUUGUGUUUUUUACAUUGGAUAAAAGCAGAGAGAGCUACAAAAUGGUACAUCAUACACUGCAUUUAAGGGAACAAUGGGAAAGUAAUUCUACUUUGAAAGUUGAUGAACUUGUAAUCUCACUUUUGAGAAAAUGGCCUUUGAAUGUUUUAGUGAAGAGCUCUUCUUUGUCUACACCCAUUCAGCAUCGUUCACACCCUCUUAAGCUUUUGUCCCACCCAUCUCGGAGCGCUCUCGGAGCGCACACUUGACGCUCUGGUCAAUGAGUAGGGUUGAUCGGAGCUAUCUGACCUCACAACGGCAGUCAAGCACCCAAGCUAACUGGCUAACAUCGGCUAUCUUGCUAUUUACUUUCAGACACAAAAUUGGGAUUAUGGUUCAUUUUUUACCUCUGGAUAACAUGAAAACAGCCUAACCAGCUCUGCUGUCAACAAUUUAAUUCCACUUUUUUGCCGACGUUUACUGACACCGGCCAUAUUCAACGGGUGUUGUGCGUUGCGCAUACUCAGACUGAAUUUACGAACGCACCCGAAAUGGUUACUUGCAUAGUGGAGUCUUUUGUUAAGACUAGUUAGGUAAACAACGUGUAAGAUCGUACACAUCACAUAACGUUAGCUAGCGAGGCAGCUAACGUUAGCUACCUAGCUAAACAAUGUCCCAUAAUCCCAACUCAUGUCGUUACUACCCUGCAUGAAUCUGCUGGUAGCUAACCAACCAGGUUCAAUGUUAGCUAGCUAACAUUAGGCUCUAACUAGCCAAGCCAAUGGCUCUGAGAUACAAAUAAUAACAUCAGAUACGUAACGUUAGCUAGCGAGCUAGCCAGCUAACGUUAGCUAGCUAGCUAACAGUACUACUUUAACUUGAAAUAAAACCACUUUCUGUCAAAAUUAGAAAGGUGUAAUAUCUGAAAUUGUAGCUAGCUAGACUAUCUUGCCCUUAGUUUGAAGAUGUUUUCUCCAUCUCUUUAGCAUCAUACCCAUAGGGCGGCGCACAAUUGGCCCAGCGUCAUCUGGGUUUUACCGGUGUAGGCCGUCAUUGUAAAUAAGAAUUUGUUCUUAACUGACUUGCCUAGUUAAAUAAAGGUAAAAAAAAAAAAACAACACUCUAAUUCCACUGAUUGCAAAACUCGAUCCUCCAGAAAGUGGAGAGCAACACUUAUGCAGCUCCACUACACAAUAAAAAAAAGGUUUAAGCCGCGUUAGACUGGAUUACCUACACAUACUGACCAGCUCAAAUUGACAGAAGCCUUCUAAAUGGCAGACCAAUCCAAACUCCUCUCUUCAUAUGUCCAGCCCACUCAUUAUCUCAGUCAAUCAUGGCAAGUGGGAAGGUUGCUGUCUUUUUCUGUGCCUUAACCAACAAGGCUCGCAAUGUAACAAUUCUAUUCCUAUUUACAGAUGGCAUACAAGUUUGUUAUUAAGGCACAUGAAAGUUCACAUGUUCCAGAAAGCAUUUCUGCCAAAAAACGCAUUUUGAUAAAAAAAAAAAGUUUAGGUUCAAUUGGCUCUCUGUGAGGUAGUAACCCGCGACAUACGCCUAAUUUCCUGAAACGAGUCACAAAUUCACAUUUAGUAAAUUUUUUCUCUGAUAACGAACUCAAUGAAUUAACUUUUUCACCAAACCAUCGAAGUACACGAGGAUCAGGUGCAGUCUGCAUGCACACAGCAGGCCCACAGUCAUGUGGGAGACGCAUCCCCAAGGCCUCCUUUGGUUACACAUUCAUACAAAAGUCACUCACACAAACAGUAGCCGGUAGCAUAUUUCUCCCAUGCAGCACAAUCCAUAUGCAUAAUCCAUAUGCAUAAUCAGCAGGUCAGAUAGCAAAUCAAAUCAAAUCAAAUGUAAUUUGCCACAUGCACCGAAAACAACAGGUGUAGACAUUACAGUGAAAUGCUUACAAGCUCUUAACCAAUAAUGCAGUAAAAAAAAAAGUGUUAAGUGAAAAAUAGAUAAGCAGAUAACUAAAGAGCAGCAGUAAAAUAAAAUAACAGUAGGGAGGCUAUAUACAGGGGGGUACCAGUACAGAAUCAAUAUGCAGGGGCACCGACUAGUCGAGGUAAUUGAGGAAAUAUGUACAUGUGGGUAGAGUUAAAGUGACUAUGCAUAAAUAAUAAACAGAGUAGUAGCAGCGUAAAAGAGGGGGAUGGGGUGGGGUGGGGUGGGGUGGGGUGGGGGGACAGUGCAAAUAGUCUGGGUAGCCAUGAUUAGCUGUUCAGGAGUCUUACAGCUUGGGGAUAGAAGCUGUUAAGAAGCCUUUUGGACCUAGACUUGGCGCUCCGCUUGCAGUGCGGUAUCAGAGAGAACAGUCUAUGACUAGGGUGGCUGGAGUCCUUGACAAUUUUUAGGGCCUUCCUCUGACACCGCCUGGUGUAGAGGUCCUGGAUAGCAGGAAGCUUGGCCCCAGUGAUGUACUGGGCCGUACGCACUACCCUCUGUAGUGCCUUGCGGUCGGAGGCCGAGCAGUUAUCAUACCAGGCGGUGAUGCAACCAGUCAGGAUGCUCUCGAUGGUGCAGCUGUAUAACUUUUUGAGGAUCUGAGGACCCAUGCCAAAUCUUUUCAGUCUCUCAACCUGUUCCACUACAGCCCCGUCAAUGAGAAUGGGGGCAUGCUCAUUCCUCUUUUUUUUCCUGUAGUCCACAAUCAUCUCAUUUGUCUUGAUCACAUUGAGGGAGAGGUUGUUAUCCUGGCACCUCACGGCCAGGUCUCUGACCUCCUCCCUAUAGGCUGUCUCAUCGUUGUCAGUGAUCAGGCCUACCACUGUUGUGUCGUCGGCAAACUUAAUGAUGGUGUUGGAGUCGUGCCUGUCCAUGCAGUCAUGGGUGAACAGGUACAGGAGGGGACUGAGCAAGCACCACUGAGGGGCCCCUGUGUUGAGCACCACCUGGGGGCGGCCCUUCAGGAAGUCCAGGAUCCAGUUGCAGAGGGAUGUGUAUAGUCCCAGGAUCCUUAGCUUAGUGAUGAGCUUUGCGGGCACUAUGGAGUUGAACGCUGAGCUGUAGUCAAUCAAUAGCAUUCUCACGAAGGUGUUCCUCUUGUCCAGGUGGAAAAGGGCAAUGUGGAGUGCAAUAGAGAUUGCAUCUUCUGUGGAUCUGUUGGGGCGGUAUGCAUAUUGGAGUGGGUCUAGGGUUUCUGGGACAAUGGUGUUGAUGUGAGCCAUGACCAACCUUUCGAAGCAUUUCAUGGCUACAGACGUGAGUGCUACGGGUCGGUCGUCAUUAAGGCAGGUUAUCUUAGUGUCCUUGAGCACAGGGACUAUGGUGGUCUGCUUGAAACAUGUUGGUAUUACAGACUCAGUCAGGGACAUGUUGAAAAUGUCAGUGAAGACACUUGCCAGUUGGUCAGCGCAUGCUCGGAGUACACAUCCUGGUAAUCCGUAUGGCCCUGCGGUCUUGUGAAUGUUGACCUGCUUAAAAGUCUUACUCACGUCGGCUACGGAGAGCGCGAUCACAUAGUCAUCCGGAACAGCUGAUGCUCUCAUGCAUGCUUCAGUUUUGCUUGCCUCGAAGCGAGCAUAGAAGUGAUUUAGCUCGUCUGGUAGGCUUGUGUCACUGGGCAGCUCGCGGCUGUGCUUCCCUUUGUAGUCUGCAAUAGUUUUCAAGCCCUGCCACAUCCGACGAGUGUCAGAGCCGGUGUAGUACGAUUCAAUCUUAGUCCUGUAUUGACUCUUUGCCUGUUUGAUGGUUCGUCGGAGGGCAUAGCGGGAUUUCUUAUAAGCGUCCGGGUUAGAGUCCCGCUCCUUGAAAGCGCGGAUGUUGCCUGGAAUCCAUGGCUUCUGGUUGGGGUAUGUAUGUACGGUCACUGUGGGGACGACGUCAUCGAUGCACUUAUUGAUGAAGCCAGUGACCGAUGUGGUGUACUCCUCAAUGCUAUCUGAAGAAUCCUGGAACAUAUUCCAGUCUGUGCUAGCAAAACAGUCCUGUAGCUUAGCAUCUGCGUCAUCAUACCAAUUUUUUAUUAACCGAGUCACUGGUGCUUCCUGCUUUAGUUUUUGCUUAUAAGCAGGAAUCAGGAGGAUAGAGUUAUGGUCAGAUUUGCCAAAUGGAGGGCGAGGGAGAGCUUUGUAUGCGUCUCUGUGUGUGGAGUAAAGGUGGUCUAGAGUUUUUUUUCCCUCUGGUUGCACAUUUAACAUGCUGGUAGAAAUGAGGUAGAACAGAUUUAAGUUUCUCUGCAUUAAAGUCCCCGGCCACUAGGAGCGCUGCCUCUGGAUGAGCGUUUUCCUGUUCACUUAUGGCCUUAUACAGCUCAUUGAGUGCAAUCUUAGUGCCAGCAUCGGUUUGUGAUGGUAAAUGGACAGCUACGAAAACUACAGAUGAAAACUCUCUUGGUAAAUAGUGUGGUCUACAGCUUAUCAUGAGAUUCUCUGCCUCCGGCGAGCAAAACCUUGAGACUUCCUUAGUAUUAGAUUUUAUGCACCAGCUGUUGUUUACAAAUAUACACAGACCGCCACCCCUUGUCUUACCGGAGUCAGCUGUUCCAUCCUGCCGAUGUAGCGUAUAUCCCGCCAGCUGUAUGUUAUCCCUGUCGUCGUUCAGCCACGACUCGGUGAAACAUAAGAUAUUACAGUUUUUAAUGUCCCGUUGGUAGGAUAACCUUAAUCUUAGGUCAUCCAAUUUGUUUUCAAAUGAUUGAACAUUGGCUAAUAGGAUUGAUGGAAGAGGCAUUUUACUCGCUCACCGUCGGAUCCUUACAAGGCACACCGACCUACGUCCACGAUAUCUCAGUCUCUUUCUCAUGCGAAUGACGGGAUAUGGGCCUUGUUGGGUGUCUGUAGGAUAUCUUUAGCGUCUGACUCGUUGAAUAAAUAAUAUUUGUCCAAUACGAGGUGAGUAAUCGCUGUCCUGAUAUCCAGAAGCUCUUUUUGGUUAUAAGAGACGGUGGCAGAAAUAUUAUGUACAGAAUAAAUUACAAAUAACGUGAAAAACACACAUAAUAGUACAAUUGGUUAGAGGGCUGUAAAACGGCAGCCAUCUUCUCCGGCGCCAUCUGUAAUCGCAGAGUUCUCCCACUUGAGCGCGCCUCCAUGCAGCCACGUAGUUAGAAUUGUUGUCGCAUCCAAGUUGUAGAUUCCAAGGCUCGAGCCCGUCCAGAAUGUCGGGAGAAUCCCCAUUCCCAUUACGUCCACAAAGCAAAUGAAAGGUCCAAUAUGUGUAAAAGUCUGGGUAAAAUGUACUUAGUUGGUAAUGAUGUUUCAGAGAUGUGGACAGUCUAGUACUCACUGUGUGCCCGUCCGACAGCUAGCAGUGAGGGAGAUGAUAGUGCAGAGAAAGCUGCCCACGCUCCUCUUCGUAUGCUAGCUCCACAGUGCCAGUAGUGGGCCUGGCUAGCUUGAAUGCAGCCUAGAGCCACAGAUAGAACAAUGAGCCAGAUAGUUCACCAGAUGUAUAAAUGUGAAGCAUCCGGUUGGCGUUUCCACUCACUACCAAAUAUGGUGAUGAGCGGAAGCCCUGUGGCCGGCAGUGGGAGAAGAUGGAGAGAGAUGGAUUUUGGCCGACAUUCUGCUAAUUUUCUCAUUGAUGAAACAUUUGAUCUCCAUACUGUUUUCUGAUUCCAAAACUAGAAUCUGUAAGAAACCGAGUGGACUGUGUUUUGUAGAUUGACACUUCGCAAAAGUUUCUAAGAAUUGAGUUGUUUGGAAGGAGUGCAAGGGCGGAUUGAGUUAUUGCACACGCGCACUUCACAGAGUCGGCGUUUUCUAACGGAAAUAUGCAAAUAAAUGCUAGACUGCGCCGGAAGGAUCUCACUAGCUCAUGCUUGGCUCUACCCACCUCCUUGCUUGUUCUGCCCACUAUGAUUAAUUUGCUCCCAUUGGAAACGACAGGCUCUGGUCUAUCUUGGGUUAGUUAUAAAAAUCUUUGCUAGUGCGGUCACGUCACUUAAGUCCAGCAAUAACUUCAGAAGACAUAGGUUCCACAGAUGUUAAAAACGCAAAAAAACACAGCUGCUCCCAAUGUAACGCACUGUUUGGAGGGUUCGGAUAGUGGAACAUCAGCUACUGUAGCUUAGACUUGGAAACAAGACAGUAUACGGUGUUCAACAGGACUAGACUUUAUUCCAGGACAUGUGACCACCAUCUCAAUUAGAUCACGUGACACAGACAAAUUUAUAGACACAUGUUUGGCAUUAAAUAAUCAAUGAUGAACAUUCAAUGCUCAUAUUUACAAUGCUUCAGGUAAAUUCUUUGGACGAUUGAAGAAUAAAGUCACAUCUAAAGCAACAGAUGACCAGAUUCUGGUAAUGAGGCUGCAAUUGAUUUCUGUUUUCUGUAGAAGAUGAAGUGUACAUUCCCAACGAGCAAGACAGGCAGGAGUAUGUGAUGAACGAAAAUGGCUGCAUAUACCAGGUGGAAUCAGGUGGUGGAAGGCAAUGGUUUUAUGGUCAGGUACAGUAAAAGACUACAUACACAUGCCCCACACACACACACACACACACACACUGAUCCGAUACUGUAAUAUACUGUAUACUUUACACACACAUUUACAGUUGUGUCUUUAUUGUUCCUUUUUUUGAGGCUGGAGACUCUAUUUCUCUCUUGUAGUUUGGGGAAGGGAUUCUCGAUGCUUGUUUCCAAAUCUUGGAUAACUCACACAUGCCUCUAGUAAACAGAGGCGAUGUUGUCAAAGUCUGCAGGAUAGGAGCUGCAAUGGUGAGUGAUAUUUGCAGAUAACAUAAGCACACUACACAAAUUCCAAAACGAGCCCUAGUAUAUUAUAAGCACUAAGAAGAGCCAAGUGCUUUUCACAACCACAAGACAUACCAAGCAUUUAACCUGUACUUCAGUCUGCAUUCACAGAAUGUGAUUUGCAGUAGAUACGGUACAUAUGCGUAUUUAAUGAGAUAUUGCCUCAUUUGCAUAUAUUUAUAUAAUAUUUCAGAAAAAUAAAAAGGUAUAGUUGUGUCUACAUUCAACUGGUAAAAGUUGAUAGUGAUAUGAAGUUAGGAAAAUAUUACCUGUUUGGGAUGUGGUAUCUGGGCUUAUUUAAGCACUCAAUAUCCGUUUGCGUGCUUUUAUCAACUUACUCUGAACAUUUAAUUCCAAACUAACAUAUCCUUAUGCCUGGGGUACUGAUCUCUUUGGGGGUUUUUUGGUCAAUAUCUUUCCAUUCCUUGUGGAACCAGAUGAAUUCCCAAGAUGACCACGGGGUCUUGGUGGGCAACUGGAGUGAUGACUACUCCCUUGGCACUGCACCAACCUUCUGGAUUGGCAGCGACCAGAUCCUGCUCCAGUACGCCAACCAAGGGCCUGUCAGCUAUGCCCAGUGCUGGGUCUACGCCGGGACAUUGAACACCUGUGAGUGCCCCAUCAAAUACCCUUUAAAUUUUCAAUUUCAGUUAACCUUAAUAUGCCAACCCCACAAUAAAAGUAAUGUGUCUCCCAAAUCACCUGUGUUUUGCACUGAGGGAUUGAUGGUCAAUAGAACACAGGCCUAUCCGGUUAUAAACCGCGGUUUUCAACAAAGAAAGGUUGCCUUUAUGUUCAGUGGAGAUAAAUCAAUCUGCAGCGCAUUUAUCACUUACAAUGCACUUAAAUGACUAAAAUGUAAAUGUAAAAUACUUAUUUACUUACUUUCUAAAUGUAAUCAGUUACAAUUACUAGUUACCUGUCCAACAUUUCUCCCUGCAAUAGAUCAUGCUGGGAAAUAUUAUACAGUGCCUUCAGAAAGGUAUUCAUGAUCCUUGACUUAUUCCACAUUUUGUUGUGUUACAGCCUGAAUUCAAAAUGGAUUAAAUAGUAUAUAUUUUUCACCCAUCUACACACAAUACCCCAUAAUGACAAAGUGAAAACAUGUUUUUAGAAAUGUUUGCAAAUAUCGCAUUUACAGAGGUAUUCACACCCCUGAGUUAAUACAUGUCAGAAUCACAUUUGGCAGCGAUUAUAGCUGUGAGUCUUUCUGUAUAUUUGCCCAUUAUUCUUUAAAAGAUUAUUCAGGCUCUGUCAAAUUCGUUGUUGAUCAUUGCUAGACAACCAUUUUCAAGUCUUGCUAUAGAUUUUCAAGCAGAUUUAAGUCAAAACUUUAACUCGGCCACUCAGGAACAUUCGUUGUAUUCUUGGUAAGCAACUCCAGUGUAGAUUUGGCCUUGUGUUUUAGGUUAUUGUCCUGCUGAAAGUUGAAUUCAUCUCCCAGUGUCUGGUAGAAAGCAGACUGUAUCAGGUUUUCCUCUAGGAUUUUGCCUGUGCUUAGCUCCAUUCUGUUUAUUUUUUAUCCUGAAAAACUCCCCAGUCCUUAACGAUUACAAGCAAACCCAUAACAUGAUGCAGCCACAACUAUGCCUUUAAAUAUGGAGAGAGGUACCCAGUAAUGUGUUGUAUUGGAUUUUCACUUAACAUAACAUUUUUAUUCAGGACAAAAAGGUAAUCGUACAGGCUUCCUUCUUUUCACAUUAGGUUAGUAUUGAGGAGUAACUACAAUGUUAUUGAGCCAUCCUCAGUUUUCUCCUAUCACAGCCAUUGGCCUCAUGGUGAAAUCCCUGUGCGGUUUCCUUCCUCUCCGGCAACUGAGUUAGGAAGGACGCCUGUAUCUUUGCAGUGACUGGGUGCAUUGACACCCCAUCCAAAGUGUAAUUAAUAACUCCACCAUACUCAAAGGGAUAUUCAUUCAUUUUUUACCUAUCUACCAAUAGGUCCCUUCUUUGCGAGGCAUUGGAAAACCUCCCUGAUCUUUGUGGUUGAAUCUGUGUUUGAAAUCCACUGCUUGACUGAGGGACCUUACAGAUAAUUGAAUGUAUGGGGUACAGAGAGGUUUUCAUUCAAAAAUCAUGUUAAACACUAUUAUUGCACACAGAGUGAGUCCAUGCAACUUAUUAUGUGACUUGUUAAGUACAUCUUUACUGAUGAACUUAUUUAGGAGCAGUGGCGUGUAUUCAUGGAUGCCAAGGGAAGCCAGGCUUCUGCUAAAAAUUGAUAAAAAAUAAAAAAUAAGGUAUCUUUCGUCUCUGUGUUUCAUAAUUUUCCUUUUAAUUCGCAAGAGGCUGAAUGUAUCUCACAGGAGAAAGGCAUCCGGGCGAGCGAAAUAGCGCCCCUCUGUCUCUCUACGUUGUCACGAUCGUCAUAAUGAUUGGACCAAGGCGCAGCGUGAUAUGCGUACAUCUUUUUAAUAGUGUACUGGCAACACGAUACAAAAUACAAAACAACCAAACGCAACGUGAAGUCCUCGGUUAACAACACAAACCAACACGGAACAAGAUCCCACAAAACACAAGUGCACAACAGGCUGCCUAAGUAUAGUUCCCAAUCAGAGACAACAAGCAACAGCUGAUUCUCGUUGCCUCUGAUUGAGAACCACCCCGGCCAACAUAGAAACACAUAACCUAGAAUAGAACAUAGAAAACGAAACAUAGACACUACACAAAGAAACUAACACCCUGGCUCAACAUACAAGAGUCCCCAGAGCCAGGGCGUGACAGUACCCCCCCCUAAGGCGCGGACUGCGACCGCGCCAACAUAAACCCAACAGGGGAGGGGCCGGGUGGGCAUUCCACCUCGGAGGCAGAUCCGGCUCCGGGCGUGACCACCACCCUCUAACAACCCCCCAGUAGCGCCCCUGGUCUGGUCUGGCUCCGCUGGCUGGAGCUGGACUGGACAUCGGUGGAGCGGAUUGCUUAGGCUCCGGUGUGGAGCAGCUGACCGGUACCUGACCAGGCACCGGUGAAGCAGGCACGGGCUGUGCCGGACUGACGACGCGCACCACAGGCUUGGUGCGGGGAGCAGGUACGGGCCGGACCGGGCUGGCGAUGCGCACCACAGGCUUGGUGCGGGGAGCAGGAACAGGCCGGGCCGGGCUGGCGACGCGCACCAUAGGCUUGGUGCGGGGAGCAGGAACAGGCCGGGCCGGGCUGGCGACGCGCACCAUUGGCUUGGUGCGGGGAGCAGGAACAGGCCGGGCCGGGCUGGCGACGCGCACCAUUGGCUUGGUGCGAGGGGCAGGAACAGGCCAGACCGGGCUGGCGACGCGCACCACAGGCUUGGUGCGGGGAGCAGGAACGGGCCGGACCGGGCUGACGUCGCGCACCACUGGCUUGGUACAGGGAGCAGGAACAGGCCGGACCGGGCUGACGUCGCGCACCACUGGCUUGGUGCGGGGAGCAGGAACGGGCCGGACCGGGCUGACGACGCGCACCACAGGCUUGGUGCGGGGAGCAGGAACAGGCCGGGCUGGCGACGCGCACCAUUGGCUUGGUGCGGGGAGCAGGUAGAGGCCGGGCCGGGCUGGCGACGCGCACCAUUGGCUUGGUGCGGGGAGCAGGUAGAGGCCGGGCCGGGCUGGCGACGCGCACCAUUGGCUUGGUGCGAGGGGCAGGAACAGGCUGGGCCGGGCUGGCGACGCGCACCAUAGGCUUGGUGCGAGGGGCAAGAACAGGUCGGACCGGGCUGGCGACGCGCACCAUUGGCUUGGUGCGAGGGGCAGGAACAGGCCGGGCCGGGCUGGUGACGCGCACCAAAGGCUUGGUGCGGGGAGCAGGAACAGGCCGGGCCGGGCUGGCGACCCGCACCAUUGGCUUGGUGCGGGGAGCAGGAACAGGCCGGGCCGGGCUGGCGACCCGCACCAUUGGCUUGGUGCGAGGGGCAGGAACAGGCCAGACCGGGCUGGCGACGCGCACCACAGGCUUGGUGCGGGGAGCAGGAACGGGCCGGACCGGGCUGACGUUGCGCACCACUGGCUUGGUACGGGGAGCAGGAACGGGCCGGACUGGGCUGACGUCGCGCACAACUGGCUUGGUGCGGGGAGCAGGAACGGGCCGGACCGGGCUGACGACGCGCACCACAGGCUUGGUGCGGGGAGGAGGAACAGGCCGGGCCGGGCUGGCGACGCGCACCAUUGGCUUGGUGCGGGGAGCAGGUAGAGGCCGGGCCGGGCUGGCGAUGCGCACCAUUGGCUUGGUGCGGGGAGCAGGUAGAGGCCGGGCCGGGCUGGCGACGCGCACCAUUGGCUUGGUGCGAGGGGAAGGAACAGGCCGGGCCGGGCUGGCGACGCGCACCAUAGGCUUGGUACAGGGAGCAGGAACAGGCCGGGCCGGGCUGGCGACGCGCACCAUUGGCUUGGUGCGAGGGGCAGGAACAGGCUGGGCCGGGCUGGUGACGCGCACCAUAGGCUUGGUGCGAGGGGCAGGAACAGGUCGGACCGGGCUGGGGACGCGCACCAUUGGCUUGGUGCGAGGGGCAGGAACAGGCCGGGCCGGGCUGGCGACGCGCACCAAAGGCUUGGUGCGGGGAGCAGGAACAGGCCGGGCCGGGCUGGCGACCCGCACCAUAGGCUUGGUGCGGGGAGCAGGAACAGGCCGGGCCGGGCUGGCGACGCAUACCAUAGGCUUGGUGCGGGGAGCAGGAUUAGGCCGGGCCGGGCUGGCGACGCACACCAUAGGCUUGGUGCGGGGAACAGGAACAGGCCGGACUGGGCUGUGGAGACGGACUGGAGGUCUGGAGCGAAGAGCUGACACAACCCGUCCUGGCUGAAUGCCUACUUUUACACACUCUGUGUGAGGCUUCAGCACAGGACGUACAGGGCUGUGUACUCGUACUGGCACUACAGCACGUGACACUGGCGCAGGAUAUCCGGGACGAGCGUCCUGGCUGCAUGCCCACCUUAGCACGACACGUGCGUGGUGCUCGCACAGGACGUACCGGACUGUGCCGGACCACUCGCGGCACAGUACGCAGCUCCGCAUACCUCGGAACCUGCCCAGUCUCACGCUGCCUAGCCUGAGUACGGGGAGUUGGCUCUGCUCUACCUCUAGGCUCCGCCAACCUCCCUUCCAGCCCCCCAAACCCGGUGGUCUCCUCUCCUAAUCCACAAACUCGCCCAGUAUCUGCCUCCAGCAGCCCCGUCGUCCAUGCCGUGUGCCCCCCCCAAAAAAUGUAUUGGGGUUGCCUCUCGCCUGUCCGACGACGGCCCGGUUGGCGCCGCUUCUCCUCUCCUGCCUGGGUCUCCCCCUUCAUCGCCCUCCGGUAACGGACGGCCUCCUCCUCCGUGAUCUGCCCCCAACCGAGGAGGACAUCCACUAACGUUACCUCCGGCGUUUGCUCCUGGACACGCUGCUUGGUCCUGUUAAGGUGGGCUCUUCUGUCACGAUCGUCAUAAUGAUUGGACCAAGGCGCAACGUGAUAUGCGUACAUCUUUUUAAUAGUGUACUGGCAACACGAUACAAAAUACAAAACAACCAAAUGAAACGUGAAGUCCUCGGUUAACAACACAAACCAACACGGAACAAGAUCCCACAAAACACAAGUGCACAACAGGCUGCCUAAGUAUGGUUCCCAAUCAGAGACAACAAGCAACAGCUGAUUCUCGUUGCCUCUGAUUGAGAACCACCCCGGCCAACAUAGAAACACAUAACCUAGAACAGAACAUAGAAAACGAAACAUAGACACUACACAAAGAAACUAACACCCUGGCUCAACAUACAAGAAUCCCCAGAGCCAGGGCGUGACAUACGUGUAGGCCAUCUAUCUGAUGCUUUCUGGUUCAAACAAGUAUGACAUUGUUGCUGCCCAUAGCAUCGAAGGAAAGGGAAGCCAGUGAGCAUCUGGCUCCCUUGACAAAAAAAGUAUAAAACAUUUGCCAAUCAGCGUUGAGCUAAACUGAGCGAGCUCAACUGUGAAUGGUCCUGGCGCACCCAAAAAAAAGUGUCAAGGGAAACCAGCUUGAAUUUGGCAUCACUCCUAUCAAAUCCCAUUGAGAGCAUACCUCAUUGACAGAAAAACUUGAAUUUUUGCAUCUCGUUGUGGUGUUGUCCUCCGGUGGCUAGCUAGCCAGCCAGCUAAAAUUGGCCCUUUCCUAAAUUUGCCAUGGAUGGAAAUAGGGAUUUGGAUUUGUGGUUUAACUUAUUUCUCCGUACUGGCCUAUGAUUAUAAUGACGAUUCUGAUCUAACCAUUAAGUCAUACAUUGUUGUGCCCCUGGCCUGAGAGAAUGGAAGUUCAAUAUGUAGCUAGAUGUAGAAGGAUAAUGUUAACUAGCUAACGUUGCCCAUGAAUGGAAGUUAGGCUAGCGAGCAAGCAUUUCAGCCAGGUUGCCUAGGACCACAAAAAAUGUAAGCCUGUACUGUAUGAUAGAGUGAUUGUCAACAUGAAAGAGAGGAGGAUGGCAUUGGCCUUUCUCUACAAGUAGGGUGAGUCAACAUGUUUUUCUACUUGCAAGAACGUGCACGCACACACACAGAAAUCAGAACCAUGGACAGCCACAUCAUAGUUAGCUUACGUUGAUUGGACUAAAUAGUUUUUGGUAUCUUUUAGUUGUCACUGUAUUAGACUAAGCAGAGGUGAUUUGAUGAUGUUGAAAUGUUGAAGUUGAAAUGGUGCUGGAAUAGUGGAGGCAGCUCCUGUUUUCUUUGCAACUUGCGGUAACUCUCUGUGGUUCUAAAUCAAUAGUUGUUUAGUGGUCCGAAAAUGUCGGAAACAUUAACUUGCUCGCGUAAGUAAUUUAACUCUCUGUUCCUGUACAUGCAAUAUGCUUUGUGGACUUCACUGGACAGAGGGUGCUAUCUGGUUUUGUGAUAAAACAAAGGUGUGGUUGAAUUUUUUCUGCCACUGUGUCUUCUUAAUGUCUCGGCCAAGGCAUUUGAAUUAACAGGUUAUAGCGCAAACAACACAAUUAUCACAACACAAAGGUUGUAAUAUGCCUUGUUAUAGGCUUGGCUUCACCAGUGAUUUUACCAUAACAAAAGGGUUGAAGACUUAUUGACUCAAGACAUUUCAGCUUUUCAGUUUUUUAUUAAUUUGUAAACAGUUCAUACAACUUUUACAUUAUGGGGUAUUGUGUUUAGGCAAGUGACAAAAACAUUCUCAAUAUAAUCCAUUUUAAAUUUUGGCUAUAACACAACAAAAUGUGGAAAAAGUCAAGGGUGUGAACACUUUCUGAAGGCUUCCAAAGAAUCAUCAAAGAAGCGUUUAACAUCCUAGUAUAAACUCCAGUGGGCAAUCGAGAUAAGACCAACAACCACCGAUAUAAACCAAAAUGUGACAUUUUUAGAAUUGUAUUGUUUGAUAGCAUUUUUAAUACAGGUCUAUAGAAAAGGGAAUAAACCAUUUAUAAUUAUAAGUAAUUUUCACACAUGAAACCAUCAACGAUCAAUAUUUGCAUUUUAAUUUCAUAAUCUUAUAACAAUAUCACAUUUGUUUGCUCAAUUAAUUGUGCAUGCUCAAUUUUUUAAGCAUAUAAAUAGUUGAAAGUAGAUGAAGCCAGUAGGCUAGGCAACAAUGUCUUUCUCUGUCUGUCUGUUUCUUUGUCUGUCUGGUCUUUCUGUAGUGCAGAACUGUCCAAGAUAAUGUCUAGUCAGCUGUCAAACUAUUAAUACAACAGUGCCCAGAGUGCCUCUUUGUACACUUGCUAUAUUCUAUAUAUUAAGUGUACUACCUAAGUACUAAACUCUCUCUCUCCUUGCUUCCUCUCUCUCUCGCUGUCUCCUCUGCCUCCUCCUCCAUUGCAGCCUGCUUCAGACUCACCACUGUCUGCCUCACCACUGUCUGUCUCACUACUCUCAGUUUUAAAAAUAGAUUUUUAUAUACAGAAUAAUAUUACAUUGUAUUUAUAUUUAAAUUGUCUUUAUAUUUCACAAAAUGUUAGGUCCCACAGGCUGUCCCACUCCCAACACAUAAUAAUAUUAAAGUGCAUUCUAACAGUGUAAAAGGCCCUUAGUUGACUCCAAAAUGUUGUAUUCCAUAAUCUAUACCCAUUUGAAGAGAAACAAGUUAUUAAUGUGUUUGAUAAGAUUACAGAUUCUUUCAGGGGACUCAUUUAAAUUGCAGUUGACCCCGGGUUUGGAACAACUGUACUACUAACCUCUCUCUUCUUGCUUCGUCUCUCUCUGUGUCUCCUUUUCUUCCUGUAUUGCAGCCUGCCUCACCACUCUCUGUCUCACUACUCUCUGUAAAGCAAAGUUAUUUUGCUAUCAGAAUUUAUAGUAUCCUAUCUUUUGCUAAGAUUAUAGCUAGCUUAAUUUCAGUCAACUGCUCCUGCUGAGGUCAGGCUCCAUUGAACGUUAGUUUCUAACUCCAUCUUUCUAGCCAGCUAGUUAUAGCUAGCUAGCUGGCUAACAGUAGCCAGAGCCUUGAGCGAACUAUACUGAGCAAAAAUAUAAACACAACAUGUAAAGUGUGGUAAAAGAUCCCAGAAAUGUUCCAUAUGCACAAAAAGCUUAUUUCUCGCAAAUUUGAUGCACAAAUUUGUUUGCAUCCCUCUUAGUGAGCAUUUCUCAUUUGCAAAGAUAAUCCAUCCACCUGACAGGUGUGGCAUAUCUAGAAGCUGAUUAAACAGCAUGAUCAUUACACAGGUGCACCUUGUGCUGGGGGCAAUAAAAGACCACUCUAAAAUGUGCAGUUUUGUCACACAAUACAAUGUUACAGAAGUCUACAAGUUUUGAGGAGAGUGUGCAAUUGGCAUGCUGACUGCAGAAAUGUCCACCAGAGCUGUUGCCAGAGAAUUUAAUGUUCAUUUCUCUACCAUAAGCCAUCAUCGUUUUAGAGAAUUUGGCAAAACGUCCAACCGGCCUCACAAUUGCAGACCACGUGUAACCCUGCCAGUCCAGGGCCUCCACAUCUGCCUUCUUUCCCUGUGGGAUCGUCUGAGAUCAGCCACCCAGACAGCUGAGGAAACUGAGGAGUAUUUCUGUAUGCAAUAAAGCCCUUUUGUGGGGAAAAAGUCAUUCUGAUUGGCUGGGCCUGGCUCACCAGUGGUUGAGGCCCAGCCCGAGUGGAGUGGGUGGGCCUAUGCCCUACCAGGCCCACCCAUGGCUGCGCCCCUGUCAUGUGAAAUCCAUAGAUUUGGGCCUAAUUUAUUUAUUUAAAUUGACUGAUUUCCUUAUAUGAACUGUAACUGUAAAAUCGUUUGAAAUUGUUUCCUGUUGCGUUUAUAUUUUUGUUCAGUAUAGCUAGCUAGCUAGCCACCUGACUGAAAUACCAGCGACUAUUUACCAGACCAGUUGUACACUCACUCUCCGAGAGUCAGGUUUUUUUGUUUAAAGGAUGUCAGUUGACACGGCAGGGGGGAGCAGGUGAACAUAACGAGGAUACCUGAAACAUGAUUCCACUCGUUCGCAGAGAGGCAGGUGCAAUUAGAACUCAAAGAAUAUUAGCGUUCUGGGCAUUGAUCAAUGCUGGCAACGCAACAAUAAGUGGGUAAACGAUUAUUAACAAACUAUAAAGGUGAGUAAACGCUAUUUCACUAAUAAAAAGGUGCGUAAAUGUCAUUUACGUGCGUUUACCCUCCACUGCAUCCCUGGUUGCAUCAUUCCUUGAACGGAGGUAGACAAAGGCGUAUAAGUCCCCUUUGUAUAGGCACGUGAUUCCUCAAAAGGAAAAUAAUAGUUGAGAUGCAACUGCUUACAUAAUGCACAGAGAGCAAAAACCUUGCCUCGGGCUAUGCUAGCUUCAACUUAGAAUGUGUGUCAGAUCUCGCACCAUACGUGACUAUCACACCACAGCUGAGCACUCCCAAUCUCAAAUCUCAUCUAGCUGACUGUGUGAAUGGACACAGAUAAAUAUUAAAGAAGAUGUAAAUUCCUUAAUACAAACUAACUGAUUACAAUAAAGCUAUGUUUGCAUCCUAUAGAGGCCAUUUGUUUUCUUGGAGUCAGUCCCUUAGAGGGAUAUUAGUUAUUUUGAGAUGAUUAGCAUGUGUGCUAUCUAGAUUAGAACAUGCUAACAGGAGUCCUACCAUCUCCACUGUUUUGCACCUAUAGAUGCUAAUGCUAAGCCGUAGCUCAAUACUGCUUUCUGACUAGUCUGGCCCAUAGGCCACUUUCUAGGUAUGCAUAAGAUGUGGAAAAUGUGUAAUUAAGGUGAACAAACCCCAAAGCCCAUUUCCCACUGACAGAAAAAAAUAGGAAGCAGUUUCCUCACACAAGGCCCGCUGCUGUGCAAAUCAAACACACUUCUGAAAGUGAUAUCCGGAAAUCUACUAUCAUCAAUUGAUUGAAUACAUUGAAUGUAUUACUUACAAAUGUAUUCCAGUUAACGACUGCAUGUUAAUUGAUAUACACUACCAUUAGUGUAUGCUUAUUUUUAAGUAUUGCCUAGACUCUUUAAUGGUUUCCCCUCCCCUGCCCCAGUGCUGAGGUGUCUGGGCAUCCCUGCCAGGGUGGUCACCAACUUCAACUCCGCCCACGACAACACAGGGAACAUAAUCACGGAUCUCAUCUUCAACUCUGUGGGAAAUCGACUUGAACUGAACGAGCGCCUUACCAGGGACUCUAUCUGGUAGUUAUAUUUCUGCUUAUUCAUUUGUAUUGAAUCCCAGAAUGUAGGUUUCUAUAUCUUCUAUAUUUACAGUAUAUCUUUCACUGUACCUACUGUAAAAACAGUUUAGUCAAGUAGCAUGGUGGGUCGUGUUAGUCAUGUAGCAUGGUGGGUCGUGUUCCAAAUGGAAGAAAAUGGUUGUGCAGGAUGCCAGAUAGUGUACCUGAGUGGUGCAGGAUGCCAGAUAGUACACUUGAGUGGUACAGGAUGCCAGAUAAUGUGAAUGAGUAGUGCAGGAGGCCAGAUAGUGUUCCUGAGUGGUGCAGGGUGAAAGAUUGUGUACUUGAGUGGUUCAGGAUGCCAGAUAUUGUUCCUGAGUGGUGCAGGACACCAAAUAGUGUACCUGAGUGGUGCAGUAUGCCAGAUAUUGUUCCUGAUGGGUGCAGGAUGCCAGAUAGUGUUUGUGAGAGGUGGGCAUUUUCUCCACAGGAACUACCACUGCUGGAACGAGGCUUACAUGUCCAGACCUGACCUCCCCGCAAUCCAUGACUUAGGUGGCUGGCAGGUGGUGGAUGCCACCCCUCAGGAAACCAGUGAUGGUAAGAGAGAAAAUAAGAUAAUUAAGUAGGGCCCACACACAUUAUAGCUAUACGAUGGGAGAGGGAGACAUCAUUUUCACUUCUUUAUGCACAUUUUGUAGAAUGGGCUUCAAAAUUGCAUUGUCACAUUUAUGAAAACGCAUCCAUUUAAGAUACAGUGGGGUCCAUAAUUAUUGGCACCCUUGAUAAAGAUGAGCAAAAAAGUCUGUAUAAAAUAAAUAAUAAAAAUACAGAGGUAUAUUGUAUACUCCAAAAAUUGGGAAAUUAUAUUAUUUUAUACAAAUACAGUUGCUCAGAGAAAGAGAUUUUAUUUUAUUUAGUAAUACAAAUAAAUAAAAAACAUAGGGGUCAAAAUGAUUAAACCACUGUUUUCAGUAGUCCAGCAUCCUACCCUUGUUAGGAUAACAACACUGAGCCUUUUUCUGAAAUGUUUUAUGAGAUUGGAGUACAGAUUGGGAGGGAUCUUAGACCAUUCCUCCAUACAGAAUCUUACCAGAUCCUUGAUUUCCUUAUGGACUGCCCUCUUCAACCCAGUGUCCAAAAACUGAGUCUCCGUCGAAGGUUGUGGGUCUUUCAGCAGGACAACAACCCCAAACACAUCACAAAGCACCCAGAAAUGGUUCAAGAUGAAACGCUGGACUGUUCUGGAGUGGAGUUGAGUCUGAACCCAUCAAACCUAUGGCGAGAUCUGAAAACAGCAGUUGGUCAAAGGCACCCGUUAAACAUUGCAGAAUUUGAAUAGCUUGCAGCUGAAAAGUGGGUCAUACCUCCAGUAAAAGGUGCAGCAAGCUCAUUGAUAGCUACAAUACGCUUUUGAUAGGCAGUUAUCUUGGCCAAAAGCUGUGCAAUAUUAGCUCUUGUUUGCUAAUCAUUUUUUUCCAUGCCAUUUCAGCAAAAGUUUUUUUCAAUUUCAACUUAUUUUAGAGGAAAUGGGAUAUUAUUUAUAAAAGUGCAAGGGUGCCAAUAUAUUUACCGUAACUGUAUAGCCGUUUCUUAAAAUUAAUAAAAUGAAGAAAAUGGCUCUGAAAAGCAUUGAUUGCAUCUUGAAAAUGUUUGUUAGGUUAUUUAAUAACGUCCAGAAUCUCCUGGCUUUUUGGAGAAUGUAGCAAUGGCCUUAUAACUAAUAAAAUCCGUUUCCAAUAGCAUUGCUAUAUUCUACAAAAAUGCCACUCAAUACAUUGUAUAUAAUGCUAAAUAACCAGCUAACGAAUAAAAAAACGAGUUGGAUGAAACAACAGCACCCUAGGGAAUUCGAAAAUAAGCUAUUAUAUUUUUAAAAAAUGAACUAUCCCUUUAAACGUCAAACAGACAGUGUCAUACAUGGGUUGUUGACAUUGUUUUUGCAGGAUAUUACCGCUGUGGACCUUGCUCUGUCAAAGCCAUCAAGAAAGGAAUGCUCGGCUAUCAAUUUGAUGCCCCGUUUGUGUUUGCUGAGGUAAAACAAUAUGUUUUCGUUGAGCUUAACCAGUAACACUGUUACACCAUAAUGCCUUCAUGGUGUAUGCACACUUAUGCUUUAUAACUUUUUUAUUACGCACACUCGCAAUACAUUUUAUUUAUUUAGAAUCAAUCACAAUAUUCGCAUUUAUUAAUUUUAUUUUAACCUCAGGUGAAUAGCAACGUUCACCACCACAAGCUAGACACACGAACUGGGAGAACCGAGUUACAACAAGUGGACACAACCUAUAUCGGCAAGAAAGUAGUGACGAAGUCCGUUGGUGGAAACAAUUAUGAGCCAAUGGACAUUACACAGACAUACAAAUACCCAGAAGGUAUGUGGCACCUGGACAAGGGAGGGGGCUGGCAAAGGUGCAACUGCACAUUUAAAGUUACAUUUUCAUAAAAAUGUGUUUGUUAUUGGCAGUUUGUACAUUUUCUCAUUAAACUAAUGCAACAAGAAUUAAGUAUAGAAAUGACUAUGCUAUUACUGUUUUUGAAAUUACUUUUCAAUUACUGCUGUAUCGAUGCAGUAACAUACUGUAUACAGUGGGGAGAACAAGUAUUUGAUACACUGCCGAUUUUGCAGGUCUUCCUACUUACAAAGCAUGUAGAGGUCUGUAAUUUUUAUCAUAGGUACACUUCAACUGUGAGAGACAGAAUCUAAAACAAAAAUCCAGAAAAUCACAUUGUAUGAUUUUUAAGUAAUUAAUUUGCAUUUGAUUAUUUAUCAGAAAAGCAGAACUUAAUAUUUGGUAGAGAAACCUUUGUUUGCAAUUACAGAGAUCAUAUGUUUCCUGUAGGUCUUGACCAGGUUUGCACACACUGCAGCAGGGAUUUUGGCCCACUCCUCCAUACAGACCUUCUCCAGAUCCUUCAGGUUUCGGGGCUGUCGCUGGGCAAUAUGGACUUUCAGCUCCCUCCAAAGAUGUUCUAUUGGGUUCAGGUCUGGAGACUGGCUAGGCCACUCCAGGACCUUGAGAUGCUUCUUACGGAGCCACUCCUUAGUUGCCCUGGCUGUGUGUUUCGGGGCGUUGUCAUGCUGGAAGACCCAGCCACGACCCAUCUUCAAUGCUCUUACUGAGGGAACGAGGUUGUUGGUCAAGAUCUCGCGAUACAUGGCCCCAUCCAUCCUCCCCUCAAUACGGUGCAGUCGUCCUGUCCCCUUUGCACAAAAGCAUCCCCAAAGAAUGAUAUUUCCACCUCCAUGCUUCACGGUUGGGAUGGUGUUCUUGGGGUUGUACUCAUCCUUCUUCUUCCUCCAAACACGGCGAGUGGAGUUUAGACCAAAAAGCUCUAUUUUUGUCUCAUCAGACCACAUGACCUUCUCCCAUUCCUCCUCUGGAUCAUCCAGAUGGUCAUUGGCAAACUUCAGACGGGCCUGGACAUGCGCUGGCUUGAGCAGGGGGACCUUGCGUGCGCUGCAGGAUUUUAAUCCAUGACGGCGUAGUGUGUUACUAAUGGUUUUCUUUGAGACUGUGGUCCCAGCUCACUUCAAGUCAUUGACCAGGUCCUGCCGUGUAUUUCUGGGCUGAUCCCUCACCUUCCUCAUGAUCAUUGAUGCCCCACGAGGUGAGAUCUUGCGUGGAGCCCCAGACUGAGGGUGAUUGACCGUCAUCUUGAACUUCUUCCAUUUUCUAAUAAUUGCGCCAACAGUUGUUGCCUUCUCACCAAGCUGCUUGCCUAUUGUGCUGUAGCCCAUCCCAGCCUUGUGCAGGUCUACAAUUUUAUCCCUGAUGUCCUUACACAGCUCUCUGGUCUUGGCCAUUGUGGAGAGGUUGGAGUCUGUUUGAUUGAGUGUGUGGACAGGUGUCUUUUAUACAGAUAACGAGUUCAAACAGGUGCAGUUAAUACAGGUAAUGAGUGGAGAACAGGAGGGCUUCUUAAAGAAAAACUAACAGGUCUGUGAGAGCCGGAAUUCUUACUGGUUGGUAGGUGAUCAAAUACUUAUGUCAUGCAAUAAAAUGCAAAUUAUUACUUAAAAAUCAUACAAUGUGAUUUUCUGGAUUUUUGUUUUAGAUUCCGUCUCCCACAGUUGAAGUGUACCUAUGAUAAAAAUUACAGACCUCUACAUGCUUUGUAAGUAGGAAGACCUGCAAAAUCGGCAGUGUAUACAAAAACUUUGUCUCCCCACUGUAUAUAUGUUUUCCUAUAGGUGAAGUUAAAUAUCAGUCCCAUGGUUGUUUUUUUAAGGAGUGGGGCAGUCCCACUCUCGUAAUCUUCUGUCUAUUUUAUGUAAUAGAGAGAGAGAAAAGAUAGAAGAGAUAGUUGCUAAAUUAGCAGUGGGCCGGAUUCAAACCGUUGCUGCAGCGAUAAAUGUGUUCCGAAGAGAGCGGUUUAGAUCACUAGACCACUCUAGGCCACCAGUCCCAUGUUAACUCUAUUCCCCUCCAUCUCCCCACACAUGCACAGGCAGCAGUAAGGAUAAAGAGACCAUGAAGAAUGCCGAGAGAACCUACAAGCUACGUAUGCAAGACGACGACGAGCAGGAGAUCCCACAGGCUAACGUGGAGAUGACGCUGGAGACACCAGUGGAGCCGGUGAUGAUUGGCCAUGACUUCCAGAUGGCUGUGGUCUUCAGGAACCUUAGUGAAGACACACGCACCAUCCAUGGCUUCCUGGUGGGCUCCACGGUGUACUACACCAACAUCCAAAGAGCUCAGUUCAAGCAGGAGAGCUUUGACGUCACUCUGAACCCCAUGGAGAGUGAGUGGAAACCGGGGUGACCCUUUACAUACGUACUGUACUGUAUGUCUUUAUAGGCUUGAGAAUGUCUCCAUGUAUCACAACUUUGUACGAUAGUCCUGCAAAGCUUUCAGACCACUCCUCUGAAAUAAAAUACUCAACUGCUUAUAGAAAAUGCUUUACUUUACAGUCCUUUUACAGCUUUAUGGUACCGUCCUGUUUCAGCAGGUACAGUAUGUGUGUACAGUGCCUUGCAAAAGUAUUCAUCCCCCUUGGUGUUUUUCCUAUUUUUUUGCAUCACAACCUGUAAUUUAAAUGGAUUUUUAUUUGUAUAUCAUGUAAUGCACAUACACAAAAUAGUAGAAAUUGGUGAAGUGAAAUGAAAAAAAUUACUUGUUUCAAAAAAGUCUAAAAAAUAAAUAACGGAAAAGUGGUGCGUGCAUAUGUAUUCACCCCCUUUGCUAUGAAGCCCCUAAAUAAGAUCUGGUGCAACCAAUUACCUUCAGAAGUCACAUAAUUAGUUAAAUAAAGUCCACCUGUGUGCAAUCUAAGUGUCACAUGAUCUGUUCUGAAAGGCCCCAGAGUCUGCAACACCAUUAAGCAAGGGGCACCACCAAGCAAGCGGCACCAUGAAGACCAAGGAGCUUUCCAAACAAGACAGGGACAAAGUUGUGGAGAAGUACAGAUCAGGGUUGGGUUAUAAACAAAUAUACAAAACUUUGAAUAUCCCACGGAGCACCAUUAAAUCCAUUAUAAAAAAAUUGAAAGAAUACGGCACCACAACAAACCUGCCAAGAGAGGGCCGCCCACCAAAACUCACCAAAACUCACGGACCAGGCAGAGAGGCAACAAAGAGACCAAUGAUAACCACAGCGGAGAUUGGAGUAUCUGUCCAUAAGACCACUUUAGGCCGUACACUCCACAGAUCUGGGUUUUACGGAAUUGUGGCUAGAAAAAGCCAUCACUUAAAGAAAGAAAUAAGCAAACAUGUUUGGUGUUCGCCGAAAGGCAUGUGGGAGACUCCCCAAACAUAUGGAAGAAGGUACUCUGGUCAGAUGAGACUAAAAUUGAGCUUUUUGGCCAUCAAGGAAAAUGCUAUGUCUGGCGCAAACCCAACACCUCUCAUCACCCUGAGAACACCAUCCCUGGUGGGCAGCAUCAUGCUGUGGGGAUGUUUUUAAUCGUCAGGGACUGGGAAACUGGUCAGAAUUGAAGGAAUGAUGGAUGGCGCUAAAUACAGGGAAAUUCUUGAGGGAAACCUGUUUCAGUCUUCCAGAGAUUUGAGACUGGGACGGAGGUUCACCUUCCAGCAGGACAAUGACCCUAAGCAUACUUUUAAAGCAACACUCAAGUGGUUUAAGGGGAAAUACUUAAAUGUCUUGGAAUGGCCUAGUCAAAGUCCAGACUUCAAUCAAAUAGAGGAACCGUGGUAUGACUUAAAGAUUUCUGUACACCAGCGGAACACAUCCAACUUGAAGGAGCUGGAGCAGUUUUGCCUUGAAGAAUGGGCAGAAAUCCCAGUGGCUAGAUGUGCCAAGCUUAUAAAGACAUACCCCAAGAGACUUGCAGCUCUAAUUGCUGCAAAAGGUGUCUCUACAAAGUUUUGAGUUUGUAGAGUCACAAGAAAAAAAAAUUGCAUCUUCAAAGUGGUAGGCAUGUUGCGUAAAUCAAUUGAUACAAUCCCCCCCAAAAUCAAUUUUAAUCAUAUUUAGUACCAGGCAACCAAAUAGGAAAAAUGCCAAGGGGGGUGAAUACUUUCGCAAGCCACUGUAUGUAUUGUAUUGUAAGAGAUUGUGAGGCAACGAUGGCAUACUCUGUAGUACGUACUUCAAAAGACUUUACAGGUAACAACCUGGUACCAAAUGGUAAACAACGGUGAAUCCCAAACAAUCAAAAUAUUAAUUAUCAGGUAAUUAUUAUAAAAGUUAUGUGCUGCCAAACAUGUACGCCUGUUGUUGAUUGAAUUUGUCCGGUUCGGGUUUAUUGUCAAAACUCUUUCUCCCUGUGACCCACAGCGUCGAGAGUACAGGUGGGUGUGCUUGCCCAGAAGUACAUGCCCCAGCUGGGUUGCUUGUCCAAUCUGCGCUUCGUGGUGACGGCCAAGAGCAUGGAGAACAACCAGGACAUGACGGCCAUGCAGAUAGUGAACCUGGAAGGCCCCGAGCUGGUCUUUUCGGUGGGUCUGGAAGUUCCAUUAGUCCUCUUUAUAAGGAUGUAUUUCCUUAUUCUCUUAAAGGGAUAGUUCGCCCAAAUAAAAAAAAAUUACCUUUUGGUUUCCUUACCCUGUCAGCAGUAAAUUGGUGACAGUGGCCAUUUAAACAAAACCAAAGCAUAAAUUGCUCUUUUACAUUGUCCAUAUACUGCUGACAUUGUAAGGAAAACAAUAUGUAAUUUUGUGAUUUGGGUGAACUAUCCCUUGAAGUGUUCUGUAAAAGUGUUCUGAAAUAUAUUGUGAUGGUCCAAGAGCCAAUGUAGUAGUGUACCCAAUUAAAGCCUUACUUGUGUUGCUAGAAAGCUGCAUCUCUCCUCGCCUUUGAUCAAGCAGACAUUCCAAAAAGUUGAUCAUCCCUAGAUUAUUAUCAUUUAUUAUAUGACAUUUGAUUGUUGUGAAUGGACUAUCUCUAUUUGAACAGAUGAGUGGACCAGCGCAGGUGAACCAGGAGGUAGUUGUCAAGGUGGAGUUCACCAACCCGCUCCCAUUCAGCCUGCGUGACGUGAGGAUGGCCAUGCAAGGGCCUAAUUUUAUGGCAUACCGGGAAAAGUUGUACAGGUAACAGGAUUUACAACUCCAAGAUCUCACAUCAUGAUGAUGCUCACACUUACAUUAGUAUAUUUAGUAUUUAGUGUAGUUGUCAGUUGUCAGAGCACCUUACCGAUCACUGCACCUGUACACAGCCCAUCUGAAAUUAGCCCACCCAACUACCUCAUCCCUAUAUUGUUAUUUAUUUUGCUCUUUUGCACCCCAGUAUCUCUAUUUGCACAUAAUCUCUUGCACAUCUAGCAUUCCAGUGUUAAUACUAUUGUAAUUAUUCUGCACUAUAGCCUAUUUAUUGCCUUACCUCCAUAACUUGCUACAUUUGCACACACUGUAUAUAUAUUUUCUGUUGUAUUUUUGACUUUAUGUUUUUUACCCCAUAUGUAACUCUGUGUUGUUUUUAUUGCACUGCUUUGCUUUAUCUUGGCCAGGUCGCAGUUGUAAAUGAGAACCUGUUCUCAACUGGCUUACCUGGUUAAAUAAAGGUAAAAAAAAAAAAAUGCCAAUCUCUGUGUGUGUGUGUGUGUGUGUGUGUGUGUGUGUCUGUGUGUGUUUGUAGUGAGAUCUCUACCGGCGCCUCCAUCACCUGGAUGGAGUCAUUUGUCCCUACGAGGUCUGUGAAUACAAUGAUCUAUGCUGUCCUGGACUGCUCGGUCCUUGGGAAUGUGCAAGGCAAUUGGGCCAUCUGCAUCCAGGCCUGA
Molecule: messenger RNA, 35024 nt
Organism: Coregonus sp. 'balchen'
Lineage: Eukaryota; Metazoa; Chordata; Actinopteri; Salmoniformes; Salmonidae
Source: the annotation of a GenBank genome assembly